Molecule: messenger RNA, 5328 nt
Organism: Equus quagga
Lineage: Eukaryota; Metazoa; Chordata; Mammalia; Perissodactyla; Equidae
Gene: THRB
Product: thyroid hormone receptor beta
Exons: 10
Coding region: 435-1820 (461 amino acids)
Biological process (GO): retinoic acid receptor signaling pathway; negative regulation of transcription by RNA polymerase II; cell differentiation
Molecular function (GO): nuclear receptor activity; zinc ion binding; RNA polymerase II cis-regulatory region sequence-specific DNA binding
Source: RefSeq, a predicted model, not a curated record
CCGGGCGGCGUGUGUGCAGCCCGCCGGGUAGUGGUCCGCGAGCCGGGACUGGCGGACACUUCACAGCGCUGGCCCCGAGCCGGGCGGGGGGCGUCGGGUGCCAGCCAGGCGGCCCCGGUCGGCAGCGGCGGCGGCGGCGGCGGGGCGUGCGGCCGGGAGGCCAUUUCCUCGCUGCGCCCCUGGCGGAGCCGGGUUUGCCUGCUCUUGGCUGCCGCCGCCGCCACCGCCGCCGCCGCGCGAGUCGGACCGCCGGGAGGGCUGGAGGGGAAACCAGGUCACCGGUUCGCAGACGCGGCGCGGAGCGGGCGCCCGGGGCCCGGAAUCUGCGGUUUCCCUCCCAUGGCCGUCCUGCGUGGGUGCCAAGUUCCACACGUGAUUUAAUGGAUCAGAAGGAGAUAUCAGUGAAAAAAAGGGUCCAGAAUGAUUACUAACCUAUGACUCCCAACAGUAUGACAGAAAAUGGCCUUCCAGCCUGGGACAAAUCGAAACACUGUCCAGACCGAGAACACGACUGGAAGCUAGUAGGAAUGUCUGAAGCCUGCCUACAUAGGAAGAGCCAUUCGGAGAGGCGCAGCACGUUGAAAAAUGAACAGUCGUCACCACAUCUCAUCCAGGCCACUUGGACUAGCUCAAUAUUCCAUCUGGACCAUGAAGAUGUGAACGAUCAGAAUGUCCCCAGUGCCCGGAGCUUCCAAACGGAGGAAAAGAAAUGUAAAGGGUACAUCCCGAGUUACUUAGACAAGGACGAGCUAUGUGUAGUGUGUGGUGACAAGGCUACGGGGUAUCACUACCGCUGCAUCACGUGUGAAGGCUGCAAGGGUUUCUUUAGAAGAACCAUUCAGAAAAAUCUCCAUCCAUCGUAUUCCUGUAAAUAUGAAGGAAAAUGUGUCAUAGACAAAGUUACACGAAAUCAGUGCCAGGAAUGUCGCUUUAAAAAAUGCAUCUAUGUUGGCAUGGCAACAGAUUUGGUACUGGAUGACAGCAAGCGGCUGGCAAAGAGGAAGCUGAUAGAGGAGAACCGGGAGAAGAGACGACGGGAAGAGCUGCAGAAAUCCAUCGGGCAUAAGCCGGAGCCCACGGACGAGGAGUGGGAGCUCAUCAAAACCGUCACCGAAGCCCAUGUCGCCACCAAUGCCCAAGGCAGCCACUGGAAGCAGAAACGGAAAUUUCUGCCAGAAGAUAUUGGACAAGCACCAAUAGUAAAUGCCCCAGAAGGUGGAAAGGUUGACUUGGAAGCCUUCAGCCAUUUUACAAAAAUCAUCACACCAGCAAUUACAAGAGUGGUGGACUUUGCCAAAAAGUUGCCUAUGUUUUGUGAGCUGCCAUGUGAAGACCAGAUCAUCCUCCUCAAAGGCUGCUGCAUGGAAAUCAUGUCUCUUCGCGCGGCUGUGCGCUACGACCCAGAAAGUGAGACUUUAACCCUGAAUGGGGAAAUGGCAGUGACACGGGGCCAGCUGAAAAAUGGGGGUCUAGGGGUGGUGUCGGAUGCCAUCUUUGACCUGGGCAUGUCGCUGUCUUCUUUCAACCUGGAUGACACUGAAGUAGCUCUCCUUCAGGCUGUCCUGCUGAUGUCUUCAGAUCGCCCAGGGCUUGCCUGUGUUGAGAGGAUAGAAAAAUACCAAGAUAGUUUCCUGCUGGCCUUUGAACACUAUAUCAAUUACCGAAAACAUCACGUGACACACUUUUGGCCAAAACUCCUGAUGAAGGUGACAGACCUGCGGAUGAUUGGAGCCUGCCAUGCCAGCCGCUUCCUGCACAUGAAGGUGGAAUGCCCCACGGAACUCUUCCCCCCGUUGUUCUUGGAAGUGUUCGAAGAUUAGAUUGACUGAAUUCAUUCUCAUAAUUCCCACAGCACUACUGGGUGUCAUUUCAUUCCAUUGCCUAGCUCUUUUUUGUUUGUUCCUUUGUUGCUUUGUGUUGGGAGGGAUUGUUUGGGGAUAAAAGAAGGUAGUCCUUGGCACAGACAUGGAUGAAAUUGCCCCUCAAAUGCGGGUACUUGUAACUAUUGCAUUUUGUUCUCCAGUCCUUUGAUGUGAAUGCUUUGAAGGUUUUACAGUUGUGGAGGUGGGGGUGGGGACAAUCAUUAAUUCACCAGCAACAAGCCAUCACCAGCUCCCAUCUGUCCCUGGUCAGAGACUCAAGCAAGCAAAAUGGCACAGCAGAAGACUAAAGAAGCCUUAAAAUCAACAUAAUAUGGUCAUCUUGAUCCAAUCCUGCCUUUUGCAGGGCUCAAGUUAGCAGGGCACACACCACCUUUGGUUAGAUGUGGCUUUUCAACUUUCUAGGGAAAGGUCUCAACAAAUUUUUAUCUGUUCAAGAGCAUGAUGUUUUCAGCAGUCUUCAUUCUCUCCUAGCAGCAUAACUUGGAAUGUACAGGAAUAUUUGUUCCCAAAAUAUCAAUUUUUAUAAUCGUAUGAUUGAAUUCAAAUCAUACAAGGGUGUGACUCAAAGAUGGGCAGGUAUUUGACUGAAACCAACAAGGAAAACAAUUUUCUUCAGUGAGCCCAAAGAAAUUAGAAAUCUUCACCAAUGUCAGUGAUUCAAGUUUCCAAAAAUUCACAUAGUAUUACCUCAUAGGAGGAAGGCUUCUUUACAGCUUAGGCUCAGAGAAAAGUUUCCACAGAAAUCAAACCUAUUUACAAAGCAUCAUCACUUUUCAAUGACAUCUGAUCUGUCAUCUCCCAAACUCCUGAAGUUAUUUAUCCUGAUUGCAUCUUUGCUAAGCUGACAACAGAUUUCCCUACGGAUCAAAUCUUCUAAUCAAGGAGAAAGAACAAGCUGAAAUUUGAGACUUGUUCUGGAGGAAUUCUAAGGAGAGAUUAAGGUGGUUAUAUUCUGGGUUGAAGGAAAUGCCGUGUUCUGAGAGCCCCCUGCAUGGACUGAUGGUUUGGGGAUGCUUCCUUCUGGUCUUAGAUCCUCAAGCUCUUUGCUCUACUCACAAAUACUGUCUAGUCACCUUUUCCCUCUGACUCUGAGGCUGGACUGUCGCUAAACAAAGACUGACCCUCUCCGUCCUUCUUAUAUCAUUGCCCUGACAUAUAUUCAACAGUCCUGCCGCCAUGUACACGAACCCUCACUCACCUUCGCUGCCCAGCCCUCCUCCCCAAUGGCAAACACUGGAGUAGCUUGUGCUCGGAAAAUAAAUGGUAACCCUUGAUCCCUUCAGCGUCAGAAAAUGGGCAAAGAAUGUUCCCAUGCAAUUGAAUGUAUCUCAUUCUUCACUGGAUAGUAGUCAUAAACUAUUCCUUUGCUUGCCUUGUACUGCCUUAUCCUGGAAAUAUUGGGGAAAAUAAGCCAUAUCAGUAAGAUUUACCUAAAAACAAAAGAAUGAAAGUCACUGUGAAAACCAAGUGGACUAAUUUUUUUUAAUUGGCCCAGAAGUCAGGGUGCAUAAGUUCUAGUUUGUGCUCUGUCGACUUGUAGAUUUGUGACUUUGGGUCUUGGUUUUCUCACCUGGUGAAUAAGUCAUGAACUCUAAAAUCCUUCCCAUCCUUAAUAUUGUACUAAUUUCAAGGGGGGGAGAACCUGGUUCUUUUGAUUAUUUCUUUCAUAUUCAAAUUUCUAGCUUUAUUAGACAAAAAUUAUGUCCCUCUUAACAGUUAAGAAAAGUAUAUUUAGUAUUCAUUCAAAAUAAGAAUUUGACGCACUAAUCAACUUUAGAGAAAUGCAGCAUGGCCUUGGAAAAAGGAGAUGAACAGCACUGGAAACAAUCUGGGAGGAAAAUGAUAUGUUUAAUGCACUGAAACAAUUAUACUGGCUUCUGGGGAAAAGGAAAAAGAACAUCGCUAUGGAACUUGCUAACCAGAGAAAGGAAGUAGGUGAAGAGAUUAAAGUUAUAAACAUGAAGUUCUUGGGUAGAUUACCUGCUUUGACUUUAUCUACAGACAGUUUUUUUGGUUUUCUUCUCUCUAGACAGCCCUCUAGCCCGUCUCCUUAAGUCUGUGCUUUAUUAACAUCUCAGCUCCCUCUCUUGUUGAAGAACUACUCCUUCAAACAUGACCGCUUCAUCAAUCACCUUCUAGUUCCAGAAUAACUAAGCUUUGCGGUGUGGAGCAAGCUUUCCCUCAGAAGGGAAGGAGAGGAAGGCAAACAGGUGGGGCACUGGAGGGUUCAUAGACUCCUUGGGCAUCAAGAUGUCCCGGGAAAGUUUCCUCAAUUUGUCAGAGAUUCCCCAGUACAUCAGACACUCCCAGAUUUGAAUGUAUGGACAGAGCCUGAUCUUAAGGUAAAUUGGGAUGCUUUGACGAUUAACUAUGAUUGGGCAUUGGCCAAAUGGUACAGUCUAUCUACAGUAAUCCAGCCAGCCCCACGUAAAUUUAUGUUUCGUCCUCGGCUCCUUGAAUGAUUGCCCUAAACAGGCAAACCGCUGAUCUAAAAAUCUUGUUGAAGGCUGAAUACUUGAAGCUGAGUAGGACAUGCCUUAAAGUACUUUAGGUUGAAAGGAAAGGCUAUAAGGACUCAAAGGCUCCUGACCCCAGUGGUCGAAGUGACUCGUUUCUUCUGUAACUGAGGUACGUAGUGCAUCUCAAGACUCCAUCUCAUAAAACUCGAUUAGGAGGGAUUUGCUUUGGAUUAUUUUUUUAACUUUUUUUCUUAUAUUGUCUGAACUUUCAGACCAAGUGUGGACUUGAUUGAAACCCCUCACAGCGGGGAGAUAGCCCAGCAGAGGAGAACACACCUGUACAACUGGGAUUCUUAUUUAUAAAUCACUUAACUUCUCGAGAUGAGUGGUGUGGGGUGGGGAGGGUGUCUUCAUAACCCUCAAGUGUACUUUACUCUUCAAUUUAGACGUGCAGUAUUUCCAGAAAUAGUGAAAAAAGUAAGAUCUUUUCUUCUUUAUGAUUCUGCUCAAAACACCAUGUGCCGCCUCAGAGCUUUUUCUAGUCAAAUGAGCCUCAGUCCUCAAUGACGCGCUUGCCGUGUUGAUGCCUCAGCCCAGUGAUGUCCCCUCACCUGUGCCCCGAGUGACACCUCUUCCAUUGGCAGCAUGGUCAUCGAGUGGACCAUCAGGCUCAGCUCUGCUCCAGCAACGCCAUUCUCAUUGCUCUUCCGUGAACAGGUGUGCAAGCCUUGGCCCCUCCUCAAUACUAACCCCCAACCCCCACAGACUCAGGCUCCACGCAACUGCUGAGCACACUCAAAGCAUGUCAUUGUCAGUGAUACAUUUUUAUUCUACGGAACUCUAACCUAUUCGUGUCAUAUUGACCUUUUGCUGCAUGAGUCAUAAAUUAUGAAAUCGGUCUUAUGGUUUUUUGAAAUGUAGCCAGCGUUUGUAAGGCUAAACCUUUUUCAUAAACUGAAUUUAAGUAAAUAACCAAGCCACAGUUC